UGUGCUUGUAAAAUUUAACCCCCAAAAUGUACAUAUGGCGAUACAGUAUUGGUACUCACGGCCGGCCCUUCAAGUUGCCUUACAUGUCAGUGUAAUUUGUUUAUUUAUUAUCACUUCAUUAUUUUUUUCAUUGCCCUUCCCAAGAGUUUUUCUAUAUGGGCUUAGAUUUGUAGGACCCUUCUCUUUCCCUGUCUGUCUUAAUAGAUUAGUGCAACUGUAACUGUAAACAAGCAGAAACAGGUCAGUUUAGUGUUCACACGGCUGCUAUUCCAAGUAAUAUGAUUUUUAUUUGAAAAUACCAUAUAUUUAUGGGUCUAUAAAUUGGCGCUUCUUCAUUUAAUCAUCAUCAUCAGCUGCAAGAGAGUCAGGCAGAGAGAUAAGAAGAUAGAGUGCUAAAAGAGAGAGCAGAGAGCAGAGCAACAAGAGAAAUGGAAAGACAAUCAGAACAAGAAUAUGACCAACAACAACAAGGAGGAGGAGGAGGAGGAGGAAGCAAUAGAAUUGCUUCACUUGAUGUUGACAAAAUCAAAUCCUCCACCACCACCACCAGUAACAAAGAUGAUGAUCCUAAAACCCAGAAACCAGGGUGGAAGAAUUUCUUGGCACAUGUAGGUCCUGGUUUUCUUGUCUCUCUAGCCUAUCUUGAUCCUGGAAAUUUGGAGACUGAUCUUCAAGCUGGUGCCAAUCAUCGAUACGAGCUAUUAUGGGUAAUCUUGAUUGGAUUAGUCUUUGCUCUUGUUAUUCAAUCUUUAGCAGCCAAUUUAGGUGUAACCACAGGAAAACACUUAGCGGAGAUUUGUAAAGCUGAAUACCCAGUAUUUGUGAAGAUUUGUCUAUGGUUGUUGGCAGAACUUGCAGUUAUUGCAGCUGAUAUACCGGAAGUGAUCGGAACUGCGUUUGCUCUAAACAUAUUAUUUAGCAUUCCAGUAUGGGGUGGAGUUUUGAUUACUGGUCUUAGUACUCUUUUACUUCUUGGACUACAAAAAUAUGGGGUUAGGAAGCUAGAACUGUUGAUAGCAAGUCUAGUAUUUGUGAUGGCCGCUUGUUAUUUUGCGGAAAUGAGUUACGUGAAGCCGCCUGCAGCAGAUGUGAUGAAAGGUAUGUUCAUUCCAAAGCUUAAUGGUCAAGGAGCUACUGGAGAUGCCAUCGCCUUAAUGGGAGCACUUGUUAUGCCGCACAACCUUUUCCUUCACUCUGCUCUGGUUUUAUCAAGGAAGGUACCACAAUCUGUCAAGGGCAUCAAUAGUGCGCGCAGAUACUUCCUUAUCGAAAGUGGAUUUGCAUUGUUCGUCGCUUUUUUGAUUAAUGUGGCUGUAAUCUCUGUCUCGGGAACUGUUUGUUCAGCUAAUAACCUCACCGCCGAAAAUGCCGAGCGGUGCAGUGAUUUAACCCUCAACAACGCUUCUUUCCUUUUACAGAAUGUUUUGGGAAAAUCAAGUUCAACAUUCUAUGCCAUUGCACUACUAGCUUCUGGACAGAGUUCAACCAUAACCGGUACCUAUGCAGGACAGUUCAUUAUGCAGGGGUUCUUAGACCUUAAAAUGAAGACAUGGUUAAGAAACUUAAUGACUCGAUGCAUAGCAAUUGCACCUAGCCUUGUUGUGUCCAUAAUUGGUGGAUCUUCUGGAGCCGGUCGACUUAUCAUCAUCGCAUCGAUGAUAUUGUCCUUUGAGCUUCCAUUUGCUCUCAUCCCACUCCUCAAAUUCAGCAGCAGUGUUACCAAAAUGGGUCCUCACAAGAACUCCAUUUAUAUCAUUGUAAUUUCAUGGAUUCUGGGGUUAUGCAUCAUUGGGAUCAACAUCUACUACUUGACCACAGCUUUCGCAGGCUGGAUAAUACAUAAUAACCUACCAAAGGUGGCAAAUGUGUUUAUCGGGUUACUUGUGUUCCCACUCAUGGCCAUAUACAUUAUUUCUGUCAUCUACUUAACGUUCAGGAAAGACAGAGCUGUGACUUAUGUAGAUGUACUACUAGAUGGCCAGAACAAUAAAUUGGAGAAAGGGUUGAAAAAAGAUGAUGAAGAAGAUGAUGUUGUGCCUUAUAGGGAGGAUCUUGCUCACAUCCCACUCCCUAACUAAACUAAAGAAAUAUAUUUAUGCACCAAGUGCCUCUAGAUAUCUUGGUGUGGAGUUGCCAAAAUUCAGAGAGGGUUUCGAGAUUUUCCGUUUUUUUUUUGUGCAAGUUUGUAUUUCAACCCUUUCAAUAAUUUUACUUGUAGUGUAUUUCACUUCGGGUUGUAGUUUGUAGAUUUAUAUUAGCAGUUUGAUAAUGUAAGUACGCUAUGGAACAACAAGUACUAGAGUUGUUAGAAUUAAAGUGAAACGAUUAUCUGAGAUAUAAUAAGAAGAACAUCUUUGUUUUGCUCUA
Molecule: messenger RNA, 2367 nt
Organism: Papaver somniferum (opium poppy)
Lineage: Eukaryota; Viridiplantae; Streptophyta; Magnoliopsida; Ranunculales; Papaveraceae
Product: metal transporter Nramp5-like
Exons: 13
Coding region: 429-2078 (549 amino acids)
Biological process (GO): metal ion transport
Cellular component (GO): membrane
Molecular function (GO): manganese ion transmembrane transporter activity; cadmium ion transmembrane transporter activity
Source: RefSeq, a predicted model, not a curated record